AUGGCAAGUAAGGUAACACCUACAUCACUGGGCAUCUUCACCACGAAGCCAAAAUUUCCAAACUAUGCAAUACCAACAAAACGAUUGGAAUCCUUCACAGAAUCAUCAACACCGUGGCCAGAUGCUAGUCACAUUGACGUGAACGAGUUAGUAUCUGCUGGCCUAGUAUACUCAGGUGUGGGUGAUGCUGUCCGUUGUUACCAUUGCGGCGGGGGACUAAAACAUUGGGAGAUCGGUGAUGAUCCGAUGUAUGAACAUGCGAGAUGGUUUCCAACGUGUCCGCAUAUCGUUAUUUGUAAGGGAAAAGAUUACGUUGAAAAAGCAAGGCUGGGUGAACAUCCAUCCAUAUCAAAACAAAAUGAAAAGGUAAACCAAUCCGAUGAACAGGAAUCAUCAAUUUCACGCCAAGAAACAGCCAUGGAAGCAGCGGCCGAGUUUGGUUACCACAUGGAUUGGAUACGCAUAGCUGCUAGAAUAUACAGUGAAAGAGAAGGUCCGAAUUCGCAGUUUCAAGCGAGCGAUCUUAUGUCAAUUCUGAUGGAGAUGGAAGACGAUCCAAGUAUGGCGAUAAACUAUACUGCUGGUUCUGGUUCUUGCUGUGUAACUGAACAAUCCCAAGAUAGUCCAUCAAAUGGGCUAGAAACUGAUCUAGAAGCAUUGCAAGAAGAAAAUCAAAAUCUGAAGGAUAAGCAAAAUUGCAAAAUUUGUCUUGAAUGUCUUGCCGAUGUGAUCUUCCUUCCUUGUGGGCAUAUUGUAACUUGUCCACAGUGUGCUCACGCCAACAGUCAAUGCCCUAUUUGUCGCAAAGAUAUAUUGGGCUUAGUCAAAUGUCAAUUUGCUGAUUUUUCUGAGAAGGAUGACGAUGGUGUAUACAUGACAUCAAAACAUUAA
Molecule: messenger RNA, 891 nt
Organism: Mya arenaria
Lineage: Eukaryota; Metazoa; Mollusca; Bivalvia; Myida; Myidae
Product: baculoviral IAP repeat-containing protein 7-like
Exons: 1
Coding region: 1-891 (296 amino acids)
Biological process (GO): regulation of cell cycle; negative regulation of apoptotic process; positive regulation of protein ubiquitination
Cellular component (GO): nucleus; cytoplasm
Molecular function (GO): ubiquitin protein ligase activity; cysteine-type endopeptidase inhibitor activity involved in apoptotic process
Source: RefSeq, a predicted model, not a curated record